AUGGUCAUUGCUGUAGCAAUGUUUGAAGGAAGUGAGCUGAAGAGUCAUCCAUCCGUACUCUACAUCACCACCAUUGACGUGCCCAGGCUGGCUUUCCCUGCGGAAAAGAAGGGUAAGCCAUCGCUCCAACUGCACAUCCACACAAAAAUCUACGUAAGAAUGCAGACACACAUACAUGUACGACUCUAUAUGUGCUCAUACUUUUGCGUGUUUGUCCACCUGUGCUCUGCCAAUACGAGUAUGGGUGUGAGAUUAUAUAUAUAUAUAUAUAUAUAUGCAUAUUUAUACUUGUGCAUAAAUAUACUUAUUCAGUCCUAUGAGCAAAACACAGGGGAACGUAGAGACGUUCUGAGGUCAUGUAAAGGCGAAAACGGGGGAGAUCUCUGCCCUCAGACUGCAACGGAACUGAGUGCUUAG
Molecule: messenger RNA, 417 nt
Organism: Protopolystoma xenopodis
Lineage: Eukaryota; Metazoa; Platyhelminthes; Monogenea; Polystomatidea; Polystomatidae
Source: the annotation of a GenBank genome assembly